AUGCCAGGAACGCGUGCCACGCCUGCUUGUUUUACUGUGUUGCGCUAUAGUAGUCGCAACUUUGUGCGCGCGCCUUGUAACUCGUGCGUGAAUGAGGAAAUAUGUAGCUCCGUGCGCGCGCGUGCGCCUUUACACCCCGCCUCCUGCGCGAAAAACAACGAGCUUCCUUUCACCACCCCGUCUCCCGACCCGCUUGCGUCUUUCCCCUAUUCUCCCGUCCCGCGCCUCCGCAGCACCACUCUGUCGGCCGACAGCGGCUGGGCGCCUCCUGACGGCCAGAGCUGGCGGAACGGCAACUGCCGGUUCCUUCUGACGGCCCGCUGUGCCGUUGUUCGGCAUUUCCCAGCCGCCGCCAAGCCCGCCGCCGAAGCCGCCGCCCAGGCCCCCGCCCAGCCCCCCGCCUCCGACACGAUCUCCUCCUCCGCCUCCGCGCCCUCCUUCCCCGCCGCCUCGGCCUCCUCCGCGCCCCCCGCGCCCUCCUCCCCGUCCGCCCUCCCCGCCACCAUCUCCGCCAUCUCCUCCGCGCAGCCCUCCGCGUCCUCCCCCCUCCCCUCCGUCUCCCCCGCCCUCUCCCCCGCCCCGCCCUCCGUCUCCCCCUCCAUCUCCCCCUCCCAGUCCCCCUCCCCUCCCGCCUCCUCGCUCCCCAUCUCCUCCCCCGCCGUCUCCCCCUCGCCCACCUCCCCCGCGGCCUCCCCCAUCUCCGCCGCCUUCUCCGCCUCCCCAUCCCCCACGACCGCCACCACCUCCGCCUCCCGUCCCCCCCCCACCAAAGCCGCCGACUCCCCCGCCGAGUCCCCCCCCUUCCCCUCCCCCGCGCCCGCCUCCUCCCUCGCCCCGUCCGCCUCCCCCUCGACCUCCACCAUCGCCGCCACCCCGUCCUCCUCCAUCUCCCCCCAAACCUCCGCCGCCCGCCCUUCCCCCGCCGCCACCCCCCCGCCCACCACCCUCCCCUCCGCCCAGCCCUCCCCCUCGUCCCCCUCCCAGCCCUCCAAUUCCCCCCCCACCUCCGCCUCCCCCAUCCCCUUUCCCCCCACCCCCUCAACCCCCGCCUCCUUCCCCCCCUCCGUUUCCCCCUCCUCCUUCUCCCCCUCCGCCCAACCCCCCGCCUCCGCCUUCCCCCCCGCCUCCGCCACCUCCGCUUCCGCCGCUACCGCCGGGCCAAUACGAUCCGCGAUACCUGGGCGCCGUGGGGGACGGCGCCGCGAACGACACGGGACCGGUUCAAGCGACGUUCAAGCAGGCCAUGUUGAUAUCGUCUCCUUUUCCCCUUCCCCCCCUUCCACACCCGUCACCAGCAUCGGCAGCCUAGGCGAGUCUGGCAGUCUAGCGUGUGUGUCGGACAUCCGAGUGCAGAACGUGCAGCUAGCAGCGCUCUCCAACGGGCUGCGCAUCAAAACCUACCAGGGCGGCCAGGGCGCCGUCUGGAACGUUCUCUACGAAAACGUCACCAUGCAGGACGUUAAAUACCCCAUCAUUAUUGACCAGUACUACUGCGACAUCAGCGCAAGCUUAUGCGUGGUCCAGCAGAGUGCAGUGGCCAUCUUCAACAUCACAUACCGCAAUGUGCAGGGCACCACCAACGGCACCCGCGGCAUCACCUUCAACUGCAGCUCCUCCGUGCCCUGCCAGCAGAUUCUCCUCGAUGACAUCAAUAUAGAUUCGUCGUAUCCGGACGGGCACUCCAAGUCGUUCCUACAGCCCACGUAUAUGAACGUCUAUGGGCUGUCCACGGGAACAAUUAUCCCCGCUGUGUUGAACGAUACAGAUGCGAGCGGAUGGGUAGAUGCGGGGUUGCCUGUAGACCAGGCAGCUAAUUUUAUGAGUCAGUCCCCCUCCCUCUCCUCCUCCUCCCCCUCCCCCCAGCCCACCGCCGUCGCCGCCGCCCCGACCGCCCCCCAUGCCUCCCCCACGCCCUCCGCCGUCCCCCCCUCCUGCUCCGCCUCCUCCCCCCUUGCCUCCGCCUUCUCCCCCUCCCCCUCCCCCUCUUCCUCCCCCGUCCCCACCUCCGCCACCCCCUGCCCUACCCCCUCCUCCUCCGGGUAA
Molecule: messenger RNA, 2043 nt
Organism: Closterium sp. Yama58-4
Lineage: Eukaryota; Viridiplantae; Streptophyta; Zygnematophyceae; Desmidiales; Closteriaceae
Source: the annotation of a GenBank genome assembly